CUUUUGCUUCCGUCUAGAACCGAUCAUUUGAGAGGACAUUCGAAGAAAGUUCAAAAACCGAGAUCAAAUCGUUUACGUCUGGAGUUUCGUUUCUCGCACCGAGUAGUGAAUUACUUUGAUUCUCUACCGGGACACGUAAUAUCAGCACCUUCUGUAGAUAUAUUCAAAACGAUAUUGGACCUCCACAGUAUUACAAACUGCAAGGAUUAAUAUAGAUCGGUAGACCUCCUAUCCUUAUUACUGAAGACUGAAAUACUGAACAUAGAAUAUUAUUUAAGGCACCUCUUUCGUUUGUGUGGCUGUGGUGAUGAUUCGUUCGACGGCUGUCAACUUUAUAAAAAGUUGCCAUAAAACUGUCCCAUAUAUUUAUUUUAAGCCAUGUGCAAACCAUUCUACUAAUCCAGAAUAUGUAAAUGCAACCGAGCCUUACGAAGUAUUCAGAUCCCGUUUCGUGAAUGCAUUUGAUGAUCCAAAAAUUGACGGUUGGGAGGCUAGAUCAUGGAUGCAGAAACUUCAUCUAGAAGACGCCGUUCCGCCCCCAGAAGUGGUGAUUAGUGGCCUUAAGGCUUGUAGACGCAUCAACGACAUCGCUCUGGCUAUAAGGUUUAUUGAAUGUGUGAAGUUUAAGUGCCACGUUGCCAAAGGUGCUUGGGAGUGGCUUCAAAAGAGAUUGAACCCACAAUGAAACAACUCGGUUUGCCAACUUUAGGACAACUUGGAUAUGACGAACCUGAGUUGGCUCUAAUUGACUAUGACGAUUAAUAGCAUUGUAUAAUCCAGAGAAAAAUACAUAGAGUUGUUCUGUUGGAACUAUUAUCCCUUUAUCACACAUGAUAGCUGAUGUGGUUCUGAUCUGUUAGUAAAUUCAAUAUGACCAUUUCUAACAUUUCAGUCAAUGGGUAGUAAAUAGUGAGUUUUAGCUCCUACCGACCAAAUACACUCCUGCUCGCAAGUACUUGUUUUGUCAGCUGAAAAUUUUAUUUUUAAUCAUCUCACGUACCCCUCUCAUAAGCUCUUGUGAUCUGAAAGAGUAACACGGCAGUAGAUCAAAUGACAGCGUUGAAAUUAUAUCUUCAAUAAGAAAAUUGUCAUGGGUUUUGAUUACCAGUUACUCGAGUAAGUCCGUCCUAUUAAUCCGAAGUGACUUUUUAUUAGAAGUUUUAUAAGCAGUAACAGCUGGUCGCCAGUAUUCCUAACAUGUUAGGAGCUACCUCAGUUCUCCACUUCUUUCUGUUAAAAAUAGAUAUGUGAAGAAUCAAUAGAACAUUGUCUGUUACAUAAGAUCACAUUUUAAUGGGAUAUGUAGACACCGUCCUACAACGUCAAUUAACAAAGUAUGCAUUUUAAAUAAUUCAUGGGAAAAGACAAGUUUUUACACAUUGUGUUCACCCCUGUGAUAAAAUUGUAUUUGGUCUCUUAUGUGUAGUCGUGAAAAUACUGCAAUCGAUCUUUAGAAAUCAGAAAACCUUACUCGCCAGUCAGGGUCAUAACUCCGAAAUGUACGUCUAGAUGAAAUUACUAAUGCAUGAUUCAUCAGUCAUCAUAUGCUUACCUUGAUUCUCUUGGAUGCUUAUCUGUCUUGCAGAAGAUGCUCGUAAAAAGUUGUCAUCUUUUCUUAAAUCACGACUCUGAGGAACGCAACGUAUUGUGCGACUGGUUGUCUUCUAUCAAGCAUUACGCUCUAGCUGUAGCAAAACGAGAAAGUACAAUAAAUUCGUGACAUACACAUUUUCGAAUAAUGACUGCCUCAGCCACGGCGGUGGUUUGCUUUGAAGAAGUACUCAUCUGCUAACGUUUAAGUAGGAAGGUUUAGUGACCGGAUGGGUAACUUCCAAAAACACUGGCAUUUUAAGUUUUCUGCAGAACUUGCUUCAAAACCCAACUUCUAUAUAUACAGUGCGGAUUCACUGUACUAAAGACCAUUUGUAAAGGUGAUACUAUUAAUCCAAGGCUAAAAGGUGGGUGGUUUGCUUGUGUUUACCGUGCUAUAUGUUUUCCAACGUUAACUACACAUUCAUCUAAUGGUCCCAUUGCAAUUCGUCUUAUCAAUGUUAUUUCUGGUUAUUGCAUUUGGCAUCUCAUUCCGGUCGAUCUUUUAAGCCAACUGAGCUUUUCGUAUCCGUGCAAAAAUUUGUCACCCAAUGAGGACUCGUAGUUCCUCUUUAGUUGAUGUUAAGUGCAGUGAUCAACAUAGUCGACUAACUCUUUGUUAUGCCGAAGAUAAACACAAACCAGUAGAGACGCACUAUAAUUAAAAGGCAAGAAACUAGUCUCAGCAUACAAUACCAGGUAUCUUUUGUCGUCGUCCAAGCACAAGUCGUUUACAUUUUAAUAUGUAUUUACUUGCUGAAUCGGUUUCCAAAAGAAUACUGUUUUGAUUCGUUAAAAAGUAAUCGGUCAAAUACUCGAUUUCGCGUUUCUAAUUAAACAUAUUGUUAUUGUUGCUGGAGCAGCUCGUGAAAAUGUGAAACCUAAUGCUCUUCCUAUGAUGAUAUUCUGAUUCUGUCAAAGCUGCACAAUCUCUUAUGUAGAUGCUCAUUAGCGUAACGAAGUUUUUGGUUCACCAACUCGGUAUACUUUAACGUUCAUAGAUAGUUUAAAACUAUGUCUUGCAGGCCAUCAAAUCAUUUGUUUCUCUUGUGUGCGUCAAAUAUUUUUGCAAACGGGCUGUAUAGUACUUCGUAGCGCUCUCCCAGUGGCAAACUCAAAUCGAUUCUCUAUUGAUGAAGAUGGUUUUCCACUCCUUAUGUUUAUCGGAUUAUUUGACACUAAUUGAUUCCAAUGCCAAAUAAAUAUAUAAUCCAUAAUCCUUUAGUGUGUUGUCCGACUACUCACCCUUAUGUAUGUCAGUCAGUCAGCUACAACGUAGGACCAGGCACACAUGCAUCGGUCCAAGUUGCCACACCUCAUUAGCACAACAAGAUGGACACCGAAUUUAUAGAAGUGGUUAAUCUAAUGGUGGUAAUAUAUAAAAGAAAGAUUACAUAUAAGGACACAAUACAGGAAGAAAGAAUUAGUUCGUAGAAAGAAAGAUAUAAAGCAAUUUCAAUCUCAUGGUUUAAGGGAAGACAGAGUGUGUACACCUACACCAUUGAGAUCGAUUCUGAGCCAUGUCACCCACAGUCUCCAUACAUUGGUUACGAAAGUCACGCGGACACCAACUAAGUAGUCUGCAUUUAUCAACAUGGCUAAGACUUGAAGUUUGUGACUUCAAGCACUGAUGCCACAUUUUGGUUUGGCCGCCCCUAACUUUCUUCUAACCAUUCCCAACACUAGUCAGCGUUGAGCGUAGUGGUAAUCGGUGUUCAUGCAUACGUAACACAUGACCCAACCAUCUCAGUCGAUGAAGAUUCACAACCGAGUUACCAUCAUUCCCUAAUACCCUGCAUCCGAACCUCACUAUUACUUACCCUGUGAUCCCAGCAGAUGCGAGAAAUAUUUGUGAGGCGUCUGUGGUCAAAUACUAGUAACUUACGAGUAUCUUCUACCGUUCAUUAGUGGCCACGUUUCGCAGUCGUAAAGUAGAACAGAACGAGCUGUUGCUCAGCAUACUCGUCCACUAAUUGAUAGACGGAUAUCUCUCCUUCGUCAUAGGUGACGUAAGUUGGUAAAGGCCAAACGAGCUUUAUGAGUGCGUGCUGAGAUUUCGUCAGACACUGACCGAUUAGGGCUGAUGAUACUUCGAAUAUAAGUGAAGUUGUGGACGCGUUCGACUACUUCACUCCUUAUUGUUAGUUCUGUUGUUGACGCAGACCAGUUCUGAAGCAAAAAAUUUCAUUUAGAGGGAGGGGAGCGCAUUCCAAACAUUCUGGCAUUGUCGCUCAGUGCUACCCGAAGACUCUGUAUUUUAUCAGUGUCUUCACCAAACAGGACUGUGUGAUCUGUAUAUUCUAAGUCGAUAAGCGGACCUUCUGGAAGGAGAUGAAUGCCCAAGAAUUCAGUCGAGGAGUAGGUUAUUUCCAUCAGUAUGUCUAUGAUGAAGUUAAAAAAUGGAGAUGGACAGCCUGUUGGCCGAUUUAAAGCAGGGUGCGUACGUUGAAGGCUCUAAUGUGUAGCUUGGAGCGAGGUUUCAGUAGACCUGGGAGUGUUUUGCGCACUAGAAUCGUUGGCUAUGGUGACACUUGAGGAUGAAGUUUGGUGUAGAAAUUCGAUGUAGGAAAAAUAAAAGGGAUUGAAGAGGGAGGUUGAUUAUGAAUACAGUGAUCUUGAGCGCUGUUAGAGGUAUGAAGGCAGUUAUCACUUCCCGACCACCCACACCGUGGAAUGGUUCUCCUGGAGGUACUUGAAAAGGAAAUUGGGUUAGACGUGAUCUUAAUGAUUUGAGAGCGUGACCGCAAUACACAAGGGACAACUGCUUGAGGUCAGUCACACUCAACCUUUUUGUGAGUAAUUGUUGGGACCUUACCACCGGAGACGGAUAUCCGUGGGAUAAGGUGAGGUGUGUAUUUUUAGGGUCGACCUUUUCUAACCCCUUUUUGUGGGAAGGCAGCAUCGCUGUUAUGCUGGUUGUCUGAAGGAAACAUUUUAUGCCGUCACACCUCUGUGAAUUCAACAGUAUGACUUGUCCCUCGGACCUUGGGUUUGCUGCUUCUAGUCUUACCGCUCUUCAGCCGAUCUGCCUGACUGUCGUGGUAGGAACUGUCAUUGAGGAACUAUUGUUCCAGCCAGUAUAGCUCGGUUGCGUCAUCACGAUAGGCGAACCCGACCACCACGUCAAGGUAGCAGCAACGAUCGGGCUCUAUGUAUGUGUUCACACAAGGAUGUGAAUUGAUGAGUACAGUGGGAUGUGAGACAGACUAAAAGCAUCUAUUAACAUCAGUAUGAAAGUCGUUUCAUACCAAAACCAAAAACCCUUUAUAACUUCUUUGCGAAGAAAAGAGCCUAUAUUUAUUUACCAUUUAGAGGAGAGUUAAACAUCAUAAUUUUCUAACACUGAAAGCAGCGAUGGAGAACAUAAAUUGCGCUGCUAAACUGGCUGUUUUUGAAAAAAAGACUCCAUGAUUUCACACAAGCAUAGGCACCGUACAGACGGCUAUGCCAUACCUGGUUUUUAGGCAACAAUCAAUUUAGCAGCGUUAUAUGUCUUUUCUGUGGCUGUGUGCAAAAGCGAUUCGACACCUUUAAUCACGCCUGGUAAUUUUUUAAGGCAUCUUACGGUAUAUGAGGGUGUGACGAAUUACUAUUCUUUACAUAUAUUAGUUUUUCUCUUCUUUAUUUAUAAUUAUCACUAUUCGAACUUUUAUUUAAUUGACUUUCAUUAGUUUUAACAUAUAAACUCCUCGUUAAUUAUAUUUAUUGCCAGAUUGUUCUGAAUAUAUAGCGCAAAUACAUCACAUUUUCCAGAUCAUCUCCACCUUCCUACUGUCCUGUCAAAAGAAAUUUGAAUGGAAACCACAAUGCCUUAAAAUAGGACUAGAAAUAAAGGGUUGCACUAUUACUUGAGGCUUAUUAUUCCACAUUCUGUUCUCAUCUGAAAUCAGGAAUUCCGAAAAUAACCUUUUAAACACGGGAACUACCUCAUAAUAUUACUACAUUUUCUUAUUUAUUAUUAUAAAAUUUUACCCUAUAUACUUCGAAACCUGACUUUCGACCAGUGAAUCAUGGGUCAACCUGCCGAGGUCUAGACUAUCAACCGGGAGACAUUUAAUGUGAUUUGUAAUCUAAAACAUGAAUCUGUGCGUGGUGUCUGAGCUCUUGGUUAUUCUUAUCAUAUUUUAAAAUUAGAGGAAGCUAAAGAUAUUUGAUAGGUCGAUGUAUUCUAAACAAGUCAUAUACUGUUUUACGACUUGGAUUAGAAAUACAAGCUUGGGCACACUGUUAUAAGUCGAUUAUUCGCGUAGUCAGGUUCUUUUCUGAUAUCUCUGUCGGUCUGUAUGAUCUACAUUAAGAUCGGUUCGACCUUUGAGAUAAAGCUCCUUACAUGCUUUCGGGCUUACUCUUAAGCAGCUAUUUGUGAUAGGCAUUAUAAAACACAUAUUGCAACUGAACGUGACUGGUAAUUCAUGUCUGUCUCAGUUUUACAUUCUAGCGACAUGCUUUACGAAUGUGUUACUAUUUGCUUCUUUUGAUCUUUCAUACUUUUAGUUUAUUCUAGGAAGCACGAAAAUCAUAUAGCCAUGGAUUACUGCGUAGCCUGGAAACAUGGCUGUUAGCGACUACUCAAGAUUUGCGUGAACUGUGUGGAUACUAUGCUUAGUCUAAAGGAUUAAUGCGUUUAAUGACUAGUUAUCGUCCUUGUAAUUCAUGC
Messenger RNA from Schistosoma haematobium, 6247 nucleotides. Its product is annotated as Cytochrome c oxidase subunit 5A. NCBI's taxonomy places the organism in Eukaryota, Metazoa, Platyhelminthes, Trematoda, Strigeidida, Schistosomatidae. The record is from RefSeq and is a predicted model, not a curated record. The coding region runs from base 308 to 685 and encodes 125 amino acids. Gene Ontology annotation, cellular component: mitochondrial inner membrane. The transcript has 4 exons. Gene Ontology annotation, biological process: mitochondrial electron transport, cytochrome c to oxygen.